Molecule: messenger RNA, 6006 nt
Organism: Pararge aegeria (speckled wood butterfly)
Lineage: Eukaryota; Metazoa; Arthropoda; Insecta; Lepidoptera; Nymphalidae
Gene: Dlg5
Product: disks large homolog 5
Exons: 28
Coding region: 581-5959 (1792 amino acids)
Molecular function (GO): protein binding
Source: RefSeq, a predicted model, not a curated record
UGUCCGUCAUUCAUUCAUUCAUUUACUUGCUAAAAAAGGUAGAGAACAGAAACGGGAAAUGUUGGCAAAUUACUACUGAUAAAUACGUGUAAUGAAUGUUUUGUUCUCUUAUUUAAGCUAAUCUUUGUGUAAUACUGUGUGGUUCGUGCGAUAUAGUUAACUGGAACGGGUAAUAAGUGAUAUGUUUACAUUGUGAAAUAAGUUUUAGUUCCGUAGCCGUGAAAAGCAUAUUCGAGUUGUUCGCAGCGAAAGGAGACUUUUUUGUUGCGAUUUCGGCGUUUUCAGUGCUCGGUGAUGGUAUCUCCGGACCGUAUCGGUGUACAGUUCUCCGAUAUUCGCGAGUGGCGACGAGAUUUUGGAUGUUUUGUCGCAUUAUGUUGCUCUUUCUUCGUGCGUAAACUGUAAACAGAGCAGUAGCAAGUUGCAACAACACUUGCGGUUCAUAAGUUUUGCAACCAUCAUUAGAGCGUGAAAACCGUGUCAAGCUUGCACCCCGCGAGAUUUGGAUCCUCUGAUAAUAACAUUUAUACACCAGUGAGACAAUACAAUGGAUAUCAGCUCGUAAUAUUGAAGAUAUAUUAUGGCAUCAGGCACGUCCUCCUUGGAAAGCAAUGGCAGUAAUGAGUCCAUUCCGCACAGCUACGUGAGCAAUGAGAGGCACCCGGGCGCGCCGCUGGAGUACGAGGUGCUCUCGUCGUCGCAGUGCUACGAGAAGCCGGCCUACGCGCACGCGCACGCCAUGAGCGCGCCCUACGAGCUGGGCGCGUACGACGUGCUCGGCCAGCAGGCCAACGAGGGCCUCAAGCAGCAGUGCGAGAAGGCCUUGCACGACCUCGCGCAGUUGCGGCGCCAGCACUCUGAGACGUCGCGCCGCUGCGAGCAUGUCAUGAAGGAGUUGGAAUACUUCCGCGGGCAGCACCGGGCGGCCAUGAAUCAGCUGGAGGUGUCUGCGCAGGAAGCAAGCAGCCUGCGCGGGAAGUACGGCGACCUGCUCAACGACAACCAACGGCUCGAGCGCGAAGUGCAGCACCUGCAACAGAACAGCGGCGCGGAGGGCUCGGACGCGCUCGUGCACACCCUCCGGAAAUACGAGGCUCUCAAGGAAGAGUUCGAUUGCUUCCAGAAGAGGUAUGACGACUUAAUAGAAAAUCACAACACUUCUCUGGAAAAACUUCGAAUAGUCCAAGAGGAGAACAGUCGAUUGAAGACCCAGUGUCACGAGUUGACACAGGAAAGAAAUGCUGUGAUACGCGAACGUAAUGCCCUGAAACAGCAAGUGGCUAGCGUGGUUAGACAGUGGGAAGGCGGUGGGGUCCGAGAGAGAGCUGAUAUCAAACGACUGACAGAUGAAAGAAAUGCCGCCAUGGCCGAAUAUACGCUUAUUAUGAGUGAGAGGGACACGGUGCACAAAGAGAUGGAGAAACUCUCCGACGACCUUCAGGCGGCACUCAAGAGGGUGGCGGCUUUGGAGUCCGCCCUGCAAGCCUCGAGGGAAGAACAGAGGGCUACCGCUUUACAGGCGGAAAGCUUGCGUCGCGAGAUAGAGUCCGCUCUGGUGGACCGAGAUCGCGCCAUCAAAGAGUGCACGGACUUGAAGACGCCGCAGAACACGUCCACACUAGUGAAGUCACGUCAAGAUAAUUCUGCAUAUCACCACUUGGGGCUAUCGAGUGGCGUUGGUACUGAUGGAUUUCUUAACGGACAGCAUUCGAACGACCCUUCCAUGGAUAAAUUGCAAGGUUUGGUGGGCAUGGUAGUGGACGCGGUGGACAAAGAGCGCGUGGACAACCUGGAGCAAGCCAACCAAGAGAUCGAGCGGCUGAGGAAGCAGGCGGACCGCUUGCAGGCCGAGCUCAACGACGCGCAGAGAGAGGCCGAAGUGUCGAAACGUAGAAGAGAUUGGGCAUUUUCGGAGCGAGACAAACUACUGCAAGAGCGAGAGAGCGUCAAAGCGCUUUGUAACAGAUUGAGGAAGGAACGCGACCAGAUGGUGGGCGAGCUGGCCGAGGCGCGGCGCCACAACAAGAAGGAGUCGAAGGACGGCAAGGCCCGCGCCAAGCACGACGACGCGUGCCGCCUGCCCUCCCCCGCGCCGCCCCCCCACCCGGCGCCGCACGCCUCGCACCGACACUCCACCGACGUGCAGGACUUCGAGUGGGAGAUCAUCGACGUGGAGUUGAGCGGCGCGGGCGCGGACGCACUGGGCCUGCAGCUGUGCGGCGGGCGCGACGAGCCGCACUACCCGCACGACUGCAGCGUGUACGUGGCCGCCGUGCAGCCCGGCUCCGCCGCCGACGGCAAGAUCAAAGUGCUGGACCGCAUCGCGGAGGCGUGCGGCGUGUCGCAGUGGGCGCGCGGCGCGGCGUGCGCGGCGGCGCUGCGAGCGGCGCUGGCGCGCGGGCCCGUGGCCCUGCGCCUGCAGCGCGCCCGCGCCGCUCGCACGCUGCUGAGGAUCGCCGCGGGCGGACAGAGCCCGCACUGCGGCCUCACGCUGCAGCACGGUAUUUUCAUUGGCAAAAUAGCGUGUGGGAGUGCGGCUGCGAAGGAAAGCAACCUCUACGUCGGCGACAGGGUCGUUAGUAUAAACAAUCGUUCGCUAGAGGGCGUGAAGAGCGCUUCGGAGGCGACCGCGCUUCUCAACGACUGUCAGUACGACUGCGUGCUACUGACCGUGCUUCGCCCGCUGUAUCCGUGCUGCGAUCCUAGGAACAGGUCUUCGUUCGAGCCCGCGUAUCCAUCUAACACCCCCUCGGCUGAAGAACCAUGGGGUGCGUUUCUACCGCCCGCGCCGCCACAUGAACCGAAGCAGGUACACAUAGAUCACGGGGUGCCGGAUUUUGACAGGCGAUACGUGUACCAUGUAGCCGCCGGAAGCCAGGGGAAGAUACACCAAGAAAGAGGGACUUGGGACAUGAUUGGGGGCAUGAUCCGGGGGAAGAUUGAAGCUGUCACGGGCAGUAAAUCUAAAGAUAAACAAAAUAAGGUGCCUGAAUCAGAUGCUAUCGCAGAGUUAGAUUCCGUUAUCGACAGCUAUCACGGAAAAACAAUUAAAGAAACUAGCAGUGUGCUUAAACGUUCGCGUAGAAAAAACAAGGAGGCGCAAAAUGAUGCGAAAAAUGGCGGAACGUGGCCCAAAGCUCGCGCGAAUUUUAUACUUGAGGAUAAUGCCACUGGCACCAUAGUUCAACCUAGGUCCAGGAAAGAGAGACCCCCACUGUCUAUCCUGCUCAGUCCACCCACAAAACUGCCGCCCGAACCACAAAGAUCCAACACAAACCGAAAUUCAAACCCGAUACCCUUAGGACACGUUCCUUUAACCCAAGUGACAGCGCCCGCGCGACAUUCAGUGUACAAAUCUAUAGAAACUAGUCCUGCAGUUGAACAUUUCCCGAAACCGGCGCCAUUGGCUAUCCACAACCCUUUUGCUCCCCCUAAUAUGAGUUUCGACAAAAAUCGCACGUUAGAGAAAGACAAAAUAUCCAUAAGCGAUUACGAACAAGACGUCACCCCGAACAGGUUGAGUUUGGUGCUGAACCCAUCAGAAGAUUCAUUAUUCUAUCAACCGGCGCUAAGAAAUCGGACCAAAAGCCCUCACUCUUUAGAUUUUAUGGUCAACAAGGGCCCUACUUCUCUAGACUUCGUCACGAGAAAAUCGCCGAGUUCAUUGGACCAUUCGAUUAAAAACCACACGGGAAAGGAUAUCCUCGACCAGUAUUAUUCGUCAAAAAAGUCUUCGUCGCCUAAAACAGUGAAUAAAUAUCCUUCAGAUAGUGACAGCUUUGGUCCGGACAGUUUGAAUAGUAAUGCUAACUUCCCUAUGACGGGCACAUUGCCUACGCAAUCUCGACUACAGUCCCAGUAUUACAGAGGUCCGUUUACGAAUUCAAACCCUCAUGCUUCUAGUCGAUACCCACAUCUUUCGAGCCCUACCAAUAUACCUCAAAGUCAGUCGGGCGAAAGUAUCGGCACGACUUAUGACAUGCACUCCUUUACAUCCCACACGCAUAAUAUGUCAGAUCUCAAUCCUGUACCGAGAGUGAAUCGGGAAUACCAACACACGUAUGAAGGUGGUACGUUUCCCAGGAAGAAAGAAAAUCAGAGAUUUCGAAUACCGUCCAACCCCAGUGUAACUUCUAAAAAUUCUGCAGGAAAACUGAGUACGGGGUCUAUAGAGAGGAGUUCCGAGAGGAACUCUCCAAUGCCGACAUUCCACGUCGAAGUUUUAAGCCCUGGAAGGGGAGCUAAGCAACUUACCCAUAAAUUAACAAGAAAUUCCAUGCCCGAAUACUGUGGCUUAGGUUGGAAUAAACCGUUACCUGGUGAACUCCGACGGGUGCAUAUAGACAAAAGUCAGCAGCCGCUUGGAAUUCAGAUAUACUGCCCUCCAAGCAGUGGAGGAGUAUUUGUUUCGACUGUGAAUGAAAAUUCAUUGGCAAGUCAAGUUGGUCUUCAAAUCGGCGAUCAGUUAUUAGAAGUUUGUGGUAUAAAUAUGCGCUCAGCAACUUAUACGUUAGCUGCGAGUGUGUUACGGCAGAUCGGAAACUCCAUAACCAUGCUCGUACAAUAUAGCCCUGAGAAAUAUAAGGAUGAAAUGGAUGUGCCUGGUAGUUCCUCUUCCGGGGAGAGUUCUCAUGAUGAAGAGGUAUCGUUAUCUGGGUCGCCAACACCUAGAAAUUCACCCGGUCCACAACAGUCUUUGAGAAUGGAUGUGCCAUCCACAGAUGUGGCUACCUUAAGGCAAUCGCAGGGGAAUAAGGAUCUGCCUAGGUUCUUGUUGAUAGAGAUGCGUAAUUGUUCAGAUUUAGGUAUAAGUUUGGUCGGGGGUAAUGCUGUGGGUAUAUUUGUGCAUAGUGUGCAAAUAGAUUCGCCUGCUUAUAUAGCUGGUUUGCGUACGGGAGAUCAGAUCCUGGAGUACAAUAAUGUGGACUUGAGGCGGGCGACCGCGGAGCAGGCAGCUCUAGAGUUAGCGAAACCAGCGGAUAAGGUCAGCGUUCUAGUCCGGCACGAUCUUCAACAAUACCACGAAAUAAAAGACAAACCAGGAGACGCGUUCUACAUACGCGCGGGGUUCGACAGAUGUACAAAGAUAACUUCCAUAGGCAUGGACACUAUAGACGAGUAUUCUCUAUGGUUCCGGAAGGAUGAAGUGCUUUUUGUGGAUAACACCCUGUUUAAUGGUGCUCCGGGGCUUUGGCGCGCUUGGCAGCUAGACUUCAAGGGUGUCAAGAGACAGUGGGGAACCAUACCCAGUAAAUUUAAGGUCGAAGAAAUCCUUCGGCGAUCGGUAGGAACAUUAGAUAACGAUGCGCAAAGGCGAGCUUCGAGUACAGCCCGAAGGUCGUUCUUCCGACGGAAAAAGCACAGAGACAGCAAGGAAUUGGCUUCCUUCUCGAAUACUGAGCUAGGGUGCUGGAGCGAUUCCGGCACCCUGGCCGACGACGUUCCACCGCUCUCGUAUCAGAGGGUAGAGCGAUUACACUGUAAUUCUGUUGCGGCAGACGGCAGCAGACGGCCGGUGGCCGUGCUGGGCCCGCUGCGGGACUGCGUGGCGGGCAAGCUGGUGACGGACUGGCCGCACGUGUUCGCGCGCGCGCGCCCCGACCCCCGGGCGCUCCGGGACCUGGCCGAGAAGGGCAUCCACUGCAUAGUUGACGUGAGCGUGCCGACCAUCGAGAAACUUCACAAGCAUCAGAUUUAUCCCAUAGUCCUGUUCAUCAAGUUCAAGUCCUUCAAGCAGAUCAAAGAGGUGAAGGACACGCGGUACCCCGCCGACAAAGUCUCCGCCAAAGCGGCUAAGGAAAUGUACGAGCACGGGCUCAAAGUGGAGAACGAAUAUAGGAAUUAUAUAUCUGCUGAAAUCCCAGCCGGCGUCAAUAUAGCGUACAUGUGCACGCAAAUCAAGGAGGCCGUCGAGGAAGAGCAGAACAAGACUCUGUGGGUGCCUUCAGCGCAAGCCUGACCCCUGCCCCCCACUCCCCCCACUCCCCCAACCCGCACACCCUCCUC